AUGGAUACUGCGUACGAUCACAUCCAAGAGGAGAUUUACUCCUCUAAUGGCUCGAAGAAAGACGACUCACAGGACGGCUCCGCUAAACCCCAAUCCAACGUCGACCUCAACACCGAAUUGCAAGAGACGUUCCGCGCCUUCUCCGCGAGCCCCUGGGGUGUUCGCAUCGGUGGCUUGUGGGACAAUGUUCGCAAACAAAGCGAGAGUUACUACGAGGGUGCCAGACAGGAGUACGCUGCGGCCAGCGAGGAGGCCGCCAAGGGCCUUUCGGAUCUGAAGGAGACCAUUGUCGGGCGCACACGAGGCCUGUCGCUUAGCACCGCGUUCAAUCCUGGGUCUACAGAACGGAGUAAGGAUGAGACGCCGACGCCUACAGCAACUCGGGCCGGAGAAGGACAAGCAGAAGGGAGUGCGGAUACGAGCACGAAUGAGGGUUUUAUCUCUCGAUUCAAGGCUGAAGCUGCGAGACGACUAAAGGAGAUUGAGAAAGCGGAGGAAGCGGCGGAUGAAGCGAUCCUGCGCUUCGGGAUGACUAUCGGUCAGAAGCUGCGCGAUGCGGUCAGCAUUGUCCCUCCGGAUGCGGAGUCGUCGAACAAGAUUCUCUUCGAGAGUAAAGAUGCCGAGGGCAAGAGGGUGAUUCAUGCGACACGCUUCGAGGCGCAACUGCAUGUGAUCCACUCCAAUCUGGACAGCUUCACCAAGGACCCAGUCAGUGACCAGUGGGCCGCAUUCAAGGAGGAGUUCAAUGUGGACAACAAGACUAGUGCCAUUGCUGCGGAUCUGGAAAAGUAUCCCGAGCUGCGGACAGCUAUGGAAAAGCUUGUUCCCGAACAGGUCGAAUAUGCGACGUUCUGGUGCCGGUACUAUUUCCUCCGUCUCGUUAUCGAGACCGAGGAGCAGAAGCGGAAGGAACUUCUUAAAGGAGCCAAUGUGGAUGAGGAAGAAGAGGUUACAUGGAGCGAUGAUUCUGACGAUGAUACCGACUCUCCCUCGACUCCACAAGGAAAGCCGAACAAGGCAGCUCAGGCUCCUGCUGAGGAGAAGAACACUUUACUCAAACCAAACGAACGUCGCCGCUCGAACGACCAGCAGUCUCAGCCUGACAGUGAGUCCAGCUAUGAUUUAGUCAGCGGCACCACCAGUCGGGCCCCGGGGAGUCCCAAGGAGAAGAGCCCGACAGCUGCGGCCAAGGACGAUGACAGCGACGACGAAGAUUGGGAAUAA
Aspergillus clavatus NRRL 1 is the source of this 1224-nucleotide messenger RNA. RefSeq names its product BSD domain-containing protein. The transcript has 2 exons. Lineage: Eukaryota; Fungi; Ascomycota; Eurotiomycetes; Eurotiales; Aspergillaceae. The record is from RefSeq and is a predicted model, not a curated record. The coding region runs from base 1 to 1224 and encodes 407 amino acids. Gene Ontology annotation, cellular component: cytoplasm.